AGGAGCACAAGGAACCUGGCUCUCAACAUAUCCAUAUUGCUAUCCCAGUGCAAGCCAACGUCGUUACGAGGACAUAAUCAAAGUCUCGGUCUUGCUGCUGCUGCUGCUGCUGCUAAAGCCACAUCGAACGUUUCGUCAAUGGAAUUUAAGGAGUUGGGAGGAGAUGACAGCUCCGAGGGAGACACAGAAGACUUGGACAGUGUCAAAGCGCUUACAGAAAAGCUGAAAUUGCAAACUCGCAGACCAUCUUACUUUGAAUGGCAGGAGAGCUUACAAAGUGGCCCGUGGAAGGAUGGCUCAAACUGUGCAAAAGAAAAUGCCGAAGAAAGUCAGGAUGUAGCCGCACUGGACAGCGUUAAUAUCCCUGUCAUUUUGAGCCGUGGGAAUUCCGACUUGGUGGUCCGGAAUAUUUGUGGUUUUGAAACUAUCGAUGAUGCCUUGGAAUUUAUUAGGAAGGAGCUGAGGGAAAUGCAGCUGCAGGACAACCGCCUGGCCCGGCAGCUCAUCCGCCUCCGCACGGAGAUCCACCGGCUGAAGGUGGAGCAGGUCUGCCACCGCCACAAGGAGAUGCUGGACAAGGCAACGUACGAGCUGGAGGAGUGCGGCGAGGAGUCCGACCUUCUCUGCGACAUCCCCAUGAAGGCCGCCUUCGCUCUCUCCACCCCGCUCAAGCACCUGGGACUGACCAAGAUGAACAUCAACUCACGGCGCUUCUCGCUGUGCUAAGGUUUCAACACCACCACCAACACCUCCACCAUUUGACCUCCAAAGAUCUCCAUUUGAGAGGAUCCUCUCUCCUGUAGGAACACGGGCUGCUUUUGGUGGACGUGUUUAUAUUCCACUGUGUUUGUGUGUCAUGGUGAGAUUGGAAGAACAUGCGGAAUUCAUAAGGUGUGUGCUUGGACAUGCUUGGAGUAGGCAAAGUCUAGCUAGACACACCCUUAGCCAUGGCUUUUAAUGAAAUGCACUGAUUGUGUGUUCAGUACAAUUCGAUUACAUUGUGAAAGCACUUAGCCAUGAUGAAGUGAUAACGUUCAGACUUAGAGCAUAGAGUUACAUUUUACAUUGAAAUUACAAAACAGCAAAGUUAUUUAUAAAAAAAACAUUUUUACAUGUUCACCCUGGCAUGCAUUUUCUCCACACGCCAGCACGUUGACCAAUGUUCUCAGGGUAACUUCAUGGCUUCAUCAUGAAUGUGGGGUUAUUUUGUCUGACCAGUAGCCUAACGCGAAAAAGCCACCGUCCACUGGCCCUUAUCGAGGCGACACCGUCCACAGAUACCGUCAAUAUUUGGUUGAGAAUCUGUGAGUUUGGGAUCAUUUCCAAACAGGAUGCUAGGGAUCACGCUCCGCAGUUCUCACACCUCCUCUCCUCGGACCAAAAAUAACAGGUCACCGUAGCGAUAUAGCCCCACGAAAGGUCGCGCCCUACGGUUUAGAUUUCCAUGACGCCGUCCAGAUGUUGAUGGGAGCCCAGAUCUCACAUCCAUUGCGGUGUCGUUAAAGAGUAGCCUUUCAUACAAAAAGCCUUGAUGCAUAUUAUUUUUAUCCUCUGUAGGCUAUAUAAAUACAUUUAUUAAAAGAUAUUAGAGGAGAGUUAUGGUUUUUAGAGUUAGAUGCCAAAAUAGAAUCCUUGUUCAAUUCGUUAAAAUAAAACAUUUCAAGAGCGCCAAGAAUUUUUUUAAUUUCUUAGUGGCUCCUCUCUAGACCUUUUAAAGUUCAAACACUGUUGACAUGCCAUGACUAGUGAGUGCUCUUGUUCUCCAACGUGUUCUCGCUUCAAAACAGACAUGCAUACACCGCAAAUGCUGCUGCACAUGUGGGCUCGCAUCUCAAGGAAAUCAAAGAUGUUUAACCCCUUUUGGACCUGAACUUAAUUAAUUAAACUCAAGAGGUUUCCUUUAAAACAGCGGUAACACUGUUAAUUGAUGUACUUGUAUUUGCAUUUUUCUGUCAUAUUUUAAAAUCCCACUACGGGCCAAAUGCACGCUAUAUUUUUUUGUAUUAACUGAAAAUGUAGAUAUAAACUGCUUAUUAUUAAAAACUUGAACAUAA
Messenger RNA from Gadus macrocephalus (Pacific cod), 2054 nucleotides. RefSeq names its product family with sequence similarity 167 member B (gene fam167b). The transcript is spliced from 2 exons. The coding region runs from base 139 to 726 and encodes 195 amino acids. NCBI's taxonomy places the organism in Eukaryota, Metazoa, Chordata, Actinopteri, Gadiformes, Gadidae. The record is from RefSeq and is a predicted model, not a curated record.